Molecule: messenger RNA, 1674 nt
Organism: Racocetra persica
Lineage: Eukaryota; Fungi; Glomeromycota; Glomeromycetes; Diversisporales; Gigasporaceae
Source: the annotation of a GenBank genome assembly
AAGAACAAGAAAUUGUCGUUGCCUUUCAAGAACAACUAGAAUUUCUCAAAUCAAACAUUCAGCAAAAAAAUGAUCUGAUUGAUCAUAUAAAAGAAGACUUAGAUGAUAAAUCAUCCCUUCAACAAAGAUUGAGAGACAAAGAAGCAGAAGCGUUAUCAUUUAGAACAAAACUUAUGGACAUUCAAAAUAAAAUAGUUUAUUUUCAAAAUGAAAAAAAUGACCUUGUUAUGUGGCUUCGGAAGUUAGAAACCGGAGGUAAUAUAAAUAAAGAUAUUGAGACUGAAUUGCAAGUCCUAAAAAAGGAAAUCAUACAAGUUCGUGAAAGAGAAGCUACAGCACUGGAACGGCUUCGAGUUCUCAAAUCAAGUAUAACCACAGAAACUGAAGACAAUCAUCUUCAUGAAGAAUUGGAAAGUUUACGCAGUAUAGAAAGUGCACAGCAAGAGAAAAUAAAUGACCUCGAAAAAAAAAUUGCUGAAAAAGGAGAUAGUGUUGAUGAGGAAAUUGUAAAAGUAAGGACUGAAUUAGCAAUAGUUAGAAAGGCUCAAGAAAAACAAAGCAAUGUGAUCGAAACACUUGAACAGAAAUUAAAGAUUGCAGAAGAUAAAUCACAUGUAGCUGCAAUUAAACAAGAAAUUAAUGACUUGAAAACACGAGAAACUGAAAAUUUAAAGAAAAUACAAUCUAUAGAAUUAGAAUUACGUGAAUCUGCUAUCCAAGAUAUGCAGCAAGCUGAAAAAUUGAAUGAAGAGAUUAAAAAAUUACGUGGUCAUGAACGGGAACAACGUAAGCGAAUGGAAUUUCUUCAAACACGGUUAGAAUUGGCCGAAGACGAAAAUCCAGAUAUAUUCUCCUUAAAAAAUCAAAUAUCCGAGUCCAAAACUUCAGAAGCAGAACUCCAAAAAAAAGUUAAUGAUUUAGAAGCUAAAUUUGCAACCAUUCAAAAAGAAACGAAGAUUUUUGGAAUGGUAAAAGAGGAAGUAAAGUUCUUGAAAGAAUUAGAGGUUGAGCAGAAAUCCACAAUUGAUCAAUUACAAUCACAAUUAAAUAAAAUGAAAGAAAUUAGGGAGGUCGCCAUCAAAGAACUAUCAACAAUGAAAGGUGGAUCUAACCUUCAAAAGAGACGUGUUAUUUCUUUAGAAGAAGAAAUGAAAAGAUUAAGACAGGAAUUGGAACUUGCUAAAAAUGACACUAAUUCAUCGUCUGAGAAAUAUGAAGAACUUACGAACUUAUUGAACAAUACUCAUAAGCAAUAUGAAGAGUCAUUAAAACGAAUAAAACUUUUGGAAGGUGAAGUUGAAUCAUUCAAGAAUGAUGGAGUCGCAAGUGACGAAAAAGUUGCAACUGUGAGAACUGAAUUGGUUAAUGCAAAACUUGAGAUGAUGACACAAAAUGACAACGUAGUCAACUUAGACAAGCAGAUAGGUGCAACUGAGAAAGAACGCGAUCAGAGUGCGCAACGAAUUAAAGAGUUAGUAAACACACUUAAUGAAAGAGAACCUAAUCAAAAAGAUGCUAUCAGAGCACUUGAAUCUACGUUGACAAAUUUUGAAUCCAAAAUUCUCGAAACAAAAGUUGAAUCAGAUGUAAAUAAGGAAACUAUUACACUUAUAGAGGAAAAACAUGGGAUUGACGUAGUUCUUUAUUUAAAAUCAACAAAUUGUUUGUCUCUGG